This is a messenger RNA of Hordeum vulgare subsp. vulgare (domesticated barley), 1314 nucleotides long. RefSeq lists its product as uncharacterized. Lineage: Eukaryota; Viridiplantae; Streptophyta; Magnoliopsida; Poales; Poaceae. The record is from RefSeq and is a predicted model, not a curated record. The transcript is spliced from 2 exons. The coding region runs from base 346 to 774 and encodes 142 amino acids.
UCCAUCCCUCCCGUAGUCCCACGACCUAGACCACAACCCCUCCCUCUCCCCCGACCCCUCCCCGUCUCCUGGCCGACGCGGCCUCCGCUCCACCAGCCCCGCCGGCGUGGCCUCCGCUCCACCAAACCCACCGUUGGCGCACGGCAGAUCCAAGCCAGCAGCAGUUACCCGCCGCUCCCACCCAUCGCGCCGCCACCCUCCCUCCCCUUCCUCCCCGAGCACUGCCGCCGGCCCAACCACAACACCACCCUGGCCUCCACCGAAGAUUGUCAUCAUCGGCAUCACAUCAUCAUCGGCGAGCGGAGGUCGUCGUCGCCCAGUAGCAGGAGCAGGAGCGUCGUGCGGAUGUCGAAGGGGCCCGGCGGGUUCUGCUGCGGCGGCAUGAGGUCGCGGGCAGCGGAUCUUGCGGGCGGCGUCGAGAUGGGCAGGCCCAGCGCCGCGUGCGCUACAGCCUCACUGUCGUCAUCGGUGGAUCUCUUCCGGAGCCCGCGCUAUGGCCGCGUGCGCGCCACGGCCUCAGGUGCACGAUUCAGCGCGGAGGAAGGGGCGGAGAAAGGCAAAUCUCCCAAUCCGCGGGAGCCAUCGGCUGGCUCCGAUUCAGCGCCAACGGGGACUGUAGCGGGGAGCAUUCUUCCCUGUGGCUCAGUCGAGGCGCUCGAGGAAGGGGCAGUCAAGGCGCUCAAGGCGCUCAAGAUCGAGGUUGGCGCGGCCACGCGCAGGCUGCAGGCCUCCGUCUGGUCCGGCGGCGGCGCCGCACGGGAGGAGAUGCGAUAGAAAGUGGUGAACACCCUCGACCGGAAGCUCUUCUAUAUACGACGUUCAAGAUCUACCGCGGCGUCGCCGGCCUGUACGACUACGGGUCGUCGGGGUGUGCGGUCAAGUCCAACGUCCUGGCCUUCUGGAGGCAGGAGAACGCUUCCUACUUUACCAAUGCAGAGAAGCUCGAGGUCGGGUACACGACGCCUACACGGAUUAGAAGAGCAACAGCAUGGGAGUUUUGCUUAGUUGAAGAAUAUGAGAUGUUGUGGAUGAGUUCAUGGCUUAAUUUUGCUUUGUUGUUUGUUGUUUCCCCUGUUGUGUAUCAUAUGCUAGAUUCUCGCUAUUCGCAGAGUCCGUCCUCGCAGAGUCCGAUCAUAUGCUAGAUUCCCCGGUCCUCGCAGUGUCUGUUUUCUUACAAUAUCAGCCGGCACUAGCUGAUGUAUGUGAGAUCCAUUACUAGUGGAGCUAUGAUUUUAACCCUGUUACUGUAAGUGGGGACUAACUACGUAAAAGGAAACAAGUACGUGGUAUCUAUAUGUUACAGUUGUGCUGGAA